AUGUCGUUACAGCAGCGGGUCGGGCUCGAUGUCGCCCAAAAGAACAACCGAGGGUCUCUUGAUCAUUUCAUUAGCGCGAAUGGAAACUACCUGGGUCGGGAUAACGCCGAGGAAGAGGAUAAGUCCCGUGACGUCAGGUACGCAGGUGCCCAAGAAGGGCAGAUGUUCAAGAAGGAGACUGUUGCCAACACUUCCGCCGCAUUGUCGACCCUAGGAGCCUCAUUGUGUGCUCCCUCUAGAGCAAACACAUGCUCUUCCAGAGGAGUUGGCGGAAAACUCCCCGGCUAUUCGUAA
This is a messenger RNA of Nezara viridula (southern green stink bug), 294 nucleotides long. The record is from the annotation of a GenBank genome assembly. Lineage: Eukaryota; Metazoa; Arthropoda; Insecta; Hemiptera; Pentatomidae.